GGGGAAGCGGACCAAAGUCCAAACAAAGCGUUGAAUCAUAAAACUUAUAAUUAUUAUUCGUCGUCAUUCGCUGUAGUUACAAGCAUCGUAUAUAUUUUCUAAUUAAUAGUCAGUUUACUUCAGUCAGUUGCUUGAAUCGCGUUGGACAAGUAAUUAUAAGUAUAGAUUUUCGUCUUGUUCGUAUUUUAGAAAGUUUUUUACCAGUUUACAAAAGUUUUGAAGAUGGCUACAGAAGUGAGCGCCCCAUCGAUGCCGCAGCUGCAGUCCGUGCAGAAGGCGAUGGCUCUGCCCACCGUGGGGGCUGCCGUCGGACAGGUUGGAGCUUUCUACACUAAAGUUAAGGGAGCACAUUCUCUCUUAGAAUGGGCACUAUCCACGGCCGAAGCUGGUGUAUACGCCGCCGCAAAUACAGCAGCACCCUACGUAGCAGCCCCCCUGGCUGCCGGAGAUGUCAGAAUGGCCGCAGCCCUGGAUGAGCUGGAGCGCCGCGUGCCACUCGUCGCGGAGCCCCCCAAAGUCAUCGUGGAGACCACCAAACAGGCAGUCAUGUCUAGAAUCUCGCCACAUGUCAACAAGGUAUUCACAGCUCGCGUAGCCGCGGAACAGCGCGUGCACUCCCUAAAGGAACUCUCCUGGGCCAAGGCCAACGCCCUUCUCUCAACAGCAUACGGCCAGAAGGCAGUUAGCAGCGUAGACGCCGGAGCCAUGUAUGCGAUGCAGCUCUUAGACCACUACCUCCCAGCGGUUGGAGCCCAGGAAGAAACCAGCAACGAAAUUGUAGCGGUGAGCAACGAUCCCGCGCUUCACACCGUGCAGACUGUGGGCCGGCUGAGCGCAGUCGCCGCGAGACGUGUGUGGGCCAAUCUGGCGUAUAAAGUCAACGAGCUUAGGAAUUCAGGUGUGGAGUUGGAUGUGCGCCGCUACAUCACGGCCCUCCUGGCUGCCUUACAUCUCGCCAAAGUGACCAGCGAGCAACGGCAGAGAGAACAAGAGGAACAAGCCAAAGAGAAGCCCCAAACCGCAGAGCCUGCGCCCCCCGCCCCCGCUCCUCCCAAGAACAGCCAGGACUCCGCGCCCACCACCGCCAACCAAGUCAAGGCUACCCCAGAGUCCAAAUCUACAGAAACUUCUAACAAUUAAUUCUAAAAAAUCAUAUUUUUCUAAUAUUAUAUUUUGUAUGUAAGCUGCAGGCAGGAUGCUAUUUUUAGCGCGUUGUUGCACUUUUCAGUGAGCGAUAUCGCAACCUCCUUGCGUAGCGAUACGGAAUGAGGUCGGUACAGUCGCUGCACUAUGUCGCGCUAGAGACGGCGUCGUGCUUGUCAUUAGUUAGGCUCUCAGCCACAAUGCCGGUAUACAGGCUGUACCGACGUUGUUAUGGCGCAUUUAAUUAAGUGAAAUCAUUUAAUGUAUUUCUAUUUACUAAAGACUGUCAAUAUGUCUUCAAUUUUGAAUUAUUUAUCGCUUUUAUACGGCAUAUUGUAAUAAAACUAUUUUGUAUCGUGAAGCGAGAUUUAAAUCGCACUAUAAUAAAAGAUUUUAUAUUAAAAUAAAA
Molecule: messenger RNA, 1552 nt
Organism: Helicoverpa armigera (cotton bollworm)
Lineage: Eukaryota; Metazoa; Arthropoda; Insecta; Lepidoptera; Noctuidae
Gene: Lsd-2
Product: lipid storage droplets surface-binding protein 2
Exons: 6
Coding region: 223-1140 (305 amino acids)
Biological process (GO): positive regulation of triglyceride storage; lipid storage
Cellular component (GO): lipid droplet; cytosol
Source: RefSeq, a predicted model, not a curated record